Messenger RNA from Cynoglossus semilaevis (tongue sole), 678 nucleotides. RefSeq names its product protein kish-A. The record is from RefSeq and is a predicted model, not a curated record. The coding region runs from base 120 to 338 and encodes 72 amino acids. The transcript is spliced from 4 exons. NCBI's taxonomy places the organism in Eukaryota, Metazoa, Chordata, Actinopteri, Pleuronectiformes, Cynoglossidae.
ACGGCGCAAGAGUGAAGUGCGAAUUUACGCUACGCAACAUACGCACUUACACUGCCUGUGCUUGCAUGACGUAAGUUCCAAAGACUAGGAAGUGUGAUGUGGCUUUGACUUACAACAAAAUGUCGGCUAUUUUCAACUUCCAGUCACUGCUUACAGUGAUUCUGCUCCUGAUCUGCACCUGUGCCUACAUCAGAGCUCUUGCUCCCAGCUUGUUAGACAAGAACAAGACUGGGCUUUUAGGUAUUUUCUGGAAAUGUGCCAGAAUAGGAGAGAGAAAGAGCCCCUGGGUGGCCUGCUGCUGCAUCAUCAUGGCUUUCAGCAUACUCUUUCUCCAGUAGCAGUGUAUGGGUAAAACCACAAGUGAAGACAUGAACAAUAUCAUGCUGCAUCGCUGGAUCUCCUGGGGGAUGUCAUUUAGACUAUGUACAACAAAGACCUUUUACUGCUUACUGUAGUGGCUGAGGGAGAAAAGCCAUAGGUGGAGGGGUGAGGUGCAGCCCCACAAUGUGUCAGUUAAUCUCCACUGGUGUCCUUUGUGUUUGUUUGUGUGGACCAUUAACAUGAUCAAAUGAUUAAAUGUUUCUCUGAACAUUUCAGACAUGCUUGUCCUGCCCUAUGAAUGUAUCACAAUUGCAUUGGUUUUUAAAACAAUAAAUAAAUUCCCCUAAUUGAUAUCUG